Hyaloscypha bicolor E is the source of this 2528-nucleotide messenger RNA. RefSeq names its product heat shock protein 90. The record is from RefSeq and is a predicted model, not a curated record. Lineage: Eukaryota; Fungi; Ascomycota; Leotiomycetes; Helotiales; Hyaloscyphaceae. Bases 179 to 2284 code for a protein of 701 amino acids. Gene Ontology annotation, biological process: protein stabilization; cellular response to heat; protein folding. The transcript is spliced from 3 exons. Gene Ontology annotation, cellular component: perinuclear region of cytoplasm; protein-containing complex; cytosol. Gene Ontology annotation, molecular function: ATP hydrolysis activity; ATP binding; ATP-dependent protein folding chaperone.
GCCAGGGGUCGACGCUAAGAAUCGACUCUCGUCGUCUAUAUUUCUUCGAUUUUCCUCCACAAACAAACCUUUUCUCUUCAUACCACCAACAAGAUACCCUCUACCUCAUUCUUGUGCAGCCCAACCUCAAUCCUUCUACGACCUCACGAAUAGCUAAAGAAACGAGACAAACGCAACCAUGCCUGGCGAAACCUUCGAGUUCCAGGCUGAGAUUUCUCAGCUUCUCUCCUUGAUCAUCAACACAGUUUACUCCAACAAGGAGAUCUUCCUGCGGGAGCUUGUUUCCAACUGCUCCGAUGCCCUCGAUAAGAUCCGAUAUGAGGCCCUCUCCGACUCAAGUAAGCUGGAGACCGGCAAGGAUCUCCGCAUCGACAUCAUCCCCGACAAGGAGAACAAAACCCUCACAAUCCGCGAUACCGGUAUUGGCAUGACCAAGGCUGAUCUCGUCAACAACCUCGGCACGAUUGCACGAUCCGGCACCAAGCAGUUCAUGGAGGCCCUGACUGCAGGCGCUGACAUUUCCAUGAUCGGUCAAUUUGGUGUCGGUUUCUACUCUGCAUACCUCGUUGCCGACCGUGUCACCGUUGUCUCUAAGCACAAUGAUGAUGAGCAAUACAUCUGGGAGUCCAGCGCCGGUGGAACUUUCACACUCACACCCGACACCGAUGGCGAGCAGCUCGGCCGUGGCACAAAGAUCAUUCUGCACCUCAAGGAUGAGCAAACCGAUUACUUGAACGAGUCCAAGAUCAAGGAGGUCAUCAAGAAGCACUCCGAGUUCAUCUCAUACCCAAUCUACCUCCACGUCUCCAAAGAGACUGAGAAGGAGGUUCCUGAUGAGGAGGAGGAGGAGACCAAGGAGGACGAGGCCGACGACAAGAAGCCCAAGAUCGAGGAGGUAGACGACGAGGAAGAAAAGAAGGAGAAGAAGACCAAGAAGAUCAAGGAGACCAAGAUCGAGGAGGAGGAGCUCAACAAGCAAAAGCCAAUCUGGACUCGCAAUCCUUCCGACAUCACCGCCGAGGAGUAUGGUUCUUUCUACAAGUCCCUUUCGAACGAUUGGGAGGACCACCUUGCCGUCAAGCACUUCUCCGUCGAGGGCCAACUCGAAUUCCGCGCCAUCCUUUUCGUUCCCAAGCGUGCUCCUUUCGAUCUCUUCGAGACCAAGAAGACCAAGAACAACAUCAAGCUCUAUGUUCGCCGUGUCUUCAUCACUGAUGAUGCCACCGAUCUCAUUCCUGAGUGGUUGAGCUUCGUCAAGGGUGUCGUUGAUUCUGAGGAUCUUCCUCUCAACCUGUCUCGUGAGACCCUUCAACAAAACAAGAUCAUGAAGGUCAUCAAGAAGAACAUCGUCAAGAAGGUUCUUGAGCUCUUCGGUGAGAUCGCCGAGGACAAGGAGCAAUUCGACAAGUUCUACUCUGCCUUUUCCAAGAACAUCAAGCUUGGUAUCCACGAGGACUCCCAAAACCGCCAAGCUCUUGCCAAGCUCCUCCGAUUCAACUCCACCAAAUCUGGCGAUGACAUGACUUCUCUCACUGACUACGUUACCCGUAUGCAAGAGCACCAAAAGAACAUGUACUACAUCACCGGCGAGUCUCUCAAGGCUGUCUCUAAGUCACCAUUCCUUGACUCUCUCAAGGAGAAGAACUUCGAGGUUCUCUUCCUGGUUGACCCCAUUGAUGAGUACGCUAUGACUCAACUCAAGGAGUUCGAUGGCAAGAAGCUCGUCGACAUAACCAAGGACUUCGAGCUCGAGGAGACCGAGGAUGAGAAGAAGACCCGUGAGGCCGAGGAGAAGGAAUUCGAGGGUCUCGCUAAGGCUCUUAAGAACGUCUUGGGUGACAAGGUCGAGAAGGUCGUUGUCAGCCACAAGUUGGUUGGUGCUCCUUGCGCUAUCCGCACUGGUCAAUUCGGUUGGUCCGCCAACAUGGAGCGCAUCAUGAAAGCUCAGGCUCUCCGUGAUACCUCAAUGAGCUCGUACAUGUCUUCCAAGAAGACCUUUGAGAUCUCACCCCGAUCACCGAUCAUCAAGGAGCUCAAGAAGAAGGUUGAGGCUGAUGGUGAGAACGACCGCACCGUCAAAUCCAUCACUCAACUCCUCUUCGAGACAUCCCUCCUUGUCUCUGGCUUCACCAUCGAGGAACCCGCCGGAUUUGCCGAGCGCAUCCACAAGCUCGUCUCUCUCGGCCUGAACGUUGAUGAGGAGCCUGAGACUGCUGAGGAGACUGCGGCCGAGGAGGCCGAGGGCGAUGCGCCAGCUGAGAGUGCCAUGGAGGAGGUCGACUAGAUGCAAAUAAUGAGAAUCUUUGCUUUCGCGCGGGGAUCUUGGCGGAGUUUGAUUGGUUUGGUAUUUCACGAAAGGUCAAUCCUCGCUUUUUUGCAUGAGAGCAGUCUGCUUUUCCAUCUGGACACUUCGUUUGCAUUGCACGCGAUGAUGGCAUAAUCCUUCCUCUAAAAAUGUACCUUUGUUACAACAAUGCGUUAAGACUUUUUCAGAAAGAGCAGAGCAGAAUACAAAAACUACCUCCACC